Rasamsonia emersonii CBS 393.64 is the source of this 1755-nucleotide messenger RNA. RefSeq lists its product as uncharacterized. Bases 1 to 1755 code for a protein of 584 amino acids. Lineage: Eukaryota; Fungi; Ascomycota; Eurotiomycetes; Eurotiales; Trichocomaceae. The transcript has 2 exons. The record is from RefSeq and is a predicted model, not a curated record.
AUGGAUGCCCAGUAUCCUUUUGCGUCCCGAGAAGAUAUCUGGCGCGUGUUUGAAGAGGUAAAGGAUCUUUACGCCACGCAACUCGAGCACGGGGAGCGGAUUGCAAGACUGGAGCGGCGAAGGGAUGAGGAUGCGAGGCUGAGGAGUGUCUGGGGCCUAUUAUCUCCUUUCCCUAGCGCUAUCGGUGGCCCUCUACAGACAGAGCCAUCGUAUACUCCUACCGUGGACGCCUUCAAGGGAUUCGACCAAGGGCAGCAGCACGGACUGAUCAACAACAUGAGCCUGGAUAGCGAGGAUGAGCCAAGGCGGGGUGCUUCGAGAGCGAAUAGCGUUCGAUUCGAUGAAAGCGCGAUACACGGAUACUAUGGGCAAGUCAACCGAUCCACCAGCGAGCUCCCCUUGAGGACGGGCAGCGGCAUGAGCAGCCAUCCCCUGACGGAAAGAUCCCUCUCACAUCGAUCCGAUGGCAGGCAGAGUUCUUCCGGGCAUUCUCACCACUCUGCGCGAACAAAUAGCCUGGGUCUGGAUGCCGCCAGGCUGGUUGGAUCGUCCAGCGCGUCUCCGUUGAACACUACCAUUCCUCCCCCUGGGCUCUUUCUGCUGGGGCCGGUACCCUGUAUCAUACGCUGCUGGUUGACAACCAACUUCUCAAAUGACACCCUGCUUUAUGCUGUGGUCUGUUCAGGCUCGUAUACGUCGUUUCUCUGCUAUCCCUUGAUCGAGAAACUGGGCUUGGAAGAACACAUUGCCGUCGAGGAUGGCGUGCGGUGUAUCAAGUUGCCCUUAUAUCUCCCCGAAGCGAGCAUCCAUCAGACGUCCUCCCGUGCGGGCAGUCCAACCCCACAGCUGCCCACGUUGACCAUUCGGUUCGUCGUGCGCGAUGUAGAUCCCAACGAUAAGUGUAUUCAGAUAUUCAUUGGAAGCGACGUCCUCCGCUCCCACAACGCCGAUAUAAUGUUCUCUCAAGACAGGAUCAUCAUGGUUGACGACGAAAGGAAUAAAGUUUCCAUACCGCUCGUUAGACCUGAAAAUGACGCCGUUUUCAAGACUCUGUCCACUGCCUCGGAAACGUCCCGUCCUGACUACUCCAGCAGACGCAAUGGCAAUGAGGAGCGGCCGAUCAACGGACAUGGCUCCGUAGGAGUGAUCGGGCCACCUACCUCUAACCCGCCGCAAGAAGCGACACCGGCUUCUCCCGCAAAGACGACCACAGAAUCUGAGGGGCCUGACGGUCACAAUAGGGAUCGAUCGGCGCCAUCCGAAGACGAGCCUUUGGAGCCUCACCUACAGAGCGUGGAGACGAAAUCACCUGAAGAGCAUGAAACUGUUCCUGCAGAGUCCGUUCCUGCAGCUCCGGCGAAAACGGAGCCCGCUGGCGUAUGGGGUUCUUGGCGGCGCGACUCGAAGGCUGAUCAAAGCGCGAUUGGGAUGGCCAAGUCGACGCGUGGUCGAGCCAUGAAGGUGUUGCGGCCGUCCAAGUCCUCUUCCCGGGUGGCUUCGAGCACAUCCCAAAGCGCGGGCGCGGGUGCGGAAUCGGGGUCGUCGCAGGCGGGUGAUGCUGGCCGUCCAGCGUCACAGUCGUCGCCUGCCAGUGGCCCUGAGAUCGUCCAUCCGACUCCAAGCCGGACGACGAGCUUCAAAGCAGGAGAUGGCCCAUGGUCCAAAUCGCGGACCAACAACCCCGUGGGAGGUGCUUCUGCCUUUGGGUGGCUGAACUCAACCCAGCCGUCCAAGCCUGCUGCAACAAGUGAGUAG